Messenger RNA from Gastrolobium bilobum, 2289 nucleotides. RefSeq lists its product as uncharacterized. The coding region runs from base 1 to 2289 and encodes 762 amino acids. The transcript has 3 exons. The record is from RefSeq and is a predicted model, not a curated record. NCBI's taxonomy places the organism in Eukaryota, Viridiplantae, Streptophyta, Magnoliopsida, Fabales, Fabaceae.
AUGCGUGGUACUCUUAACCCACGAGUCUUGCAGUUUGAUCCUGAGAUAAAGAAGACGGAAAGGAAACUUAGGAAGGACGCAAAAGCAAAGAAAGCUAAAGAAGCAAAAGAAACCUCAAAUUCAACGGAACCAAUGGCGGAAAUUAACCAACUCGCUCCAAGGACCUUGGGAGAUUACAUGACCCCAGCUCGAGUUCCACAGACGGCAAGCAUCGUUAGACCAACCAUAGAAGCUAACAACUUCGAACUAAAGCCGGCGCUGUUACAACUGAUUCAAAAAGAACAGUUUGUUGGAGGAAGCACAGAGAACCCUACAGUGAAUGGAGUUUCUCGUGAUGCUAUCUUGCUCAGACUAUUUCCGUGCUCACUGAAGGACGAAGCGAGAGAUUGGCUGCAGUCUCAACCCGAAGGAAGCAUAACUAGUUGGGAUGACUUAGCAAGAAAAUUCCUGGCUAGAUUUUUCUCAGCUUCAAAGAUGGCAAGACUCAAAGCGGAGAUCACGACUUUCAAACAAAAAGAAAGUGAAUCUUUAUAUGAGGCUUGGGAACGAUUCAAAGGAUCACUCAAGAGGUGUCCUCAACAUGGAAUUGAAGUAUGGGAAAAAGCAAGAAUCUUCUUUCAAGGGAUGACGUCCAACACAAGAACACUGGUAAAUGCUGUUGCAGGAGGCUCCUUGAAAAUAAAGACUCCAGAGGAAGUGCUAGAAUUGUUGGAAUCAUUAGCUUCUCAAGAAUUUGACAAUGCCCCUACCCCAGCUACACAAAGGAGAGCAAGAAUCAUGAAGCUCGACGAGGCUCAUGCAACUGAUGAUUGUGAUUACGUGAGAACAACUGAAAAGACACCAGAAAACGCUGAUGUCAACGGAAUCUGGUAUGAUCAGAAGAACCCGAACAAUCCAGGAAGAAGCCAAUAUGGUAAUCAAGGGUGGAAGUAUAAUAACCAACACCCUGGGUUGAGUUGCAAAUCAAACUACCAGCUGAACCCUCCUAUGCCAUUGCAACAACAACCUCAAGGCACCACGUCAGAAUGGGAAAAGGCUUUAGCACAGCUAUCCAAGACCACAUCGGACUACAUUCAAAAUGCAGAUGCCUUCAGAGAUGAAACAAGAGCUUCAUUUCGGAAUCAAGAAGCUUCGAUCCGGAACAUGGAGACUCAAAUUGGUCAGCUUUCAAGACAGUUCACUGAAAGAACUCAGGGCACCUUUUCAAGUAACAAUGACACGAACCCAAAGGCACAAUGUAAUUCAAUUGUCACAAGAAGUGGGAUCGUGAUUCAGCCUGUGGAAAAGCCACCAGUUGAAAAGAAGAAAGAAGCCGAACCUAAAGCUGAGAAAGAUAAAGAAGAAGAUACAGUAGAAGCAGAAAGGAGCAGCCCAGAGAAGAAGCUGUUCAAAUGGGAGAAAAAGAAAGCUCUUGACCGGCAACCAAAACCGGCAGACCCGUCUCCCUAUGCACGAGUUCCAUACCCACAGAGGUUGAAACAAGAAAUCCAGAAACAACAAUAUACUAAAUUUCUGGAUAUCUUCAAAAAGCUGCAAGUAAACAUUCCAUUUGCAGAGGCCCUGGAAAGCAUGCCUAAUUAUGCAAAAUUCAUGAAAGACCUUCUAUCAAGGAAACACAAGCUGAAGGAGUGCGAAACAGUGGCCCUAACUGAGGAAUGCAGCGCAAUCAUACAAAAGAAACUUUCUCCCAAGCUGAAAGAUCCGGGCAGCUUUAGUAUCCCUAUAGCCAUAGGGAAUAUUAAAGUAGGAAAAGCACUAUGUGAUCUGGGAGCAAGUAUAAACCUGAUGUCGUUGUUCAUGUGCAGAGCUCUGGGAAUCAAAGAACUAAAACCGACUACAGUUUCUCUCCAGUUAGCAGACAGAUCGAUCAGACGACUAUAUGGGGUAAUUGAAGAUGUUUUAGUUAAAAUUGAAAAUUUUAUCUUCCUUGCAAAUUUUGUAAUUCUGAAUAUGGAAGAAGACGCUGAGAUUCCCCUACUGCUCGGAAGGCCAUUCCUAGCCACCGCAAGAGCAAUGAUCGAUGUGGAGCAAGGAAAACUAAUGCUGAGAAUGAAUGAAAAAACAGUCACCAUUGACGUCUUUGAAUCAAUGAAACAUCCAUCAAAUGGAGGAGACUGCUUUAUGAUUGACAUAAUGCAAGAGGCAAUUGAUGAUACUAUGAAAGAGGAGAAUUCCCUACUCGAGUUAGAACAAAUCAAUGAAGAGACAGAAAUAGUUGACAAAGAACUAGUGGUGGAAGAACUUGAAAGAAAGAAAGAUGACAUCCCUCUUGGAGCACCGAAGGUAUAG